AUGAAAAUAGCGGUGAUUGGGCAGAGCCUUUUCGGCAGAGAAGUUUACAAGGCGCUGUUAAAAGAGGGGCAUCAGGUGGUAGGCGUGUUUACCAUCCCAGAUAAAGAUGGCAAACCUGACCCCCUAGGUACGUUUUAGGCAAACUAUGUAAUGCAUAUUCUGUAACACGGGCAAUGCAAGUUAGGAUAUUUUACCUUUGGUAAUCACAUAUGAAUAAGAAUCUGGUAUUCACUAAAACUACCUUUAGUGUAAUUCAUUCUAGGGCCCUGUUCGGCUCAUUGGGCAAUGCAUUAGUCAUGCUCCCUCAAAUUAUGCUUAUUUCAGAAAUGGUUAGUUAUUAAACCACAUUUUAUAGAAUUAGGUCAGAAUUGUAAAAUUGAGGUUAAAUAUUAGUGAAAUUGAGGCUAAAGCUGUUACUAGUGCUAAUUUUUUUUUUUCCAGUGCAGCUAUUUUAUGCCUCAAUUUUAUAAUUCAGGUUCAAUUUGUCAAAAUUAACUUUUAGUAAAUAUUCAACCCUAAAUUUCUCUGUGAUCAACUGUUUAACUUUGUUCCCAUUGGGGUUUAAUGAGAACACAACAUGUAAACUUAAACAUGCCCUACAGAUAGCUAUUAUACCAAAUAUGGGAGAUUAGUUUUUCUGCUUAAUAGAAACCCAUUCAAAAUGUCCACUUUUUACUUGGAGUAGAAUGUCACUCCAUAUGUUAACUUUUAACUUGGAGUCAUCAUAUAUGCCAGCAAUAGUUUUAACUGAAUCCUGCAUUACUCCUUAGGUAACGAAUAUAAUGCUACUUCAGUAUGAUGGAGACAGGUAACAGCGGACGUGCAACUAUUGCAAAUCUCAGGUGUCUGUAUUUGAGUAGAAUAGGAUUCAUAGCUUGCUGCUGUGUUAAUAAAUACAUUGCACCACGGCACAGUAUGCAUUGCUGGUAUCAGAUAUUUUUGUAGACUCUGUUUUAAAACCCAUGCUGUGUGAAUUCUUACUGUUGUAGGAUAAUUAACCAUGUUAUGUUCUUUUAACUACGGUUCUGGUGUUUGCUGUCAAUGCAUGUUUAAUGCAUCCCUGAUUAAUCUUCCUGCAGGCAUGGAAGCAGAAAAGGAUGGAGUGCCUGUGUUUAAGUUUCCCAGAUGGAGGGUGAAAGGGAGUGCAAUCCCUGAAGUGGUAGAGAAGUACAAGGCAUUGGAAGCAGAGCUGAACGUGCUCCCAUUCUGCUCCCAAUUUAUUCCAAUGGAAGUAAUUGAUUUCCCCAAACAUGGAUCCAUUAUUUAUCACCCAUCCAUCUUGCCACGUCAUCGUGGAGCCUCUGCGAUCAAUUGGUAAGAGUUACUGGAACUGGUUAGGUUUGACUGAUCGAUAAUCCACAAUGAAGGUCCAGCACACUGCAGUAAAUAACCUGACACUGUCCUCUAUUAAUAGUUGAUGUUAGAGAUCGCAUAUACUAGAGAACGGUAAAGAACACAAGCAUACUUACCUUGUAGUACCAAUGCAGCUCUCUGUCAUCAACCCCUACAUAUAGCUGUGUGAUUACAGAAUUAUUAUAUUUAUAUUGUUUUCAUACUUUGGGUUUUGGCGACAAUCCAUCUGUAGGGCCAUGACAUUCUCAUAUUCCAUUUUCUGUUUUGAAAAUAACUUUUUUUUUAUUCCAGGACCCUUAUGCAGGGGGACAAGAUUGGGGGCUUCACUGUUUUCUGGGCUGACGACGGGCUGGAUACAGGAGACAUUCUGCUACAGAGAGAGUGUGAGGUCCUUCUUGAUGACACUGUGAAUUCAAUAUACAACAGGUUUCUCUUCCCUGAGGGAGUGAAGGGGAUGGUGAGUCUAUUCAGUAGACACAGUGGUCUUCAGUAUACACAGAAAAGAGAUCUUAUGGCAACUUCACGUCCCAUGUGCUCCUUUUCACCUGUUCCUACGGAACUUCCGUUGCUAUGACCUUGCACAAGUUUUACCAAUCUCUCCUCGUCAUGUCUACGAGAGGAUUUUGCUUUUAAAAUGCUUUAACCUCCUUUGUCUAAAUACUGCAUAAAUAUAUCAUAUCUUUAAUUGUGCAUUGCUAUAGCAGGCAGCAUUAUCUUACAUAGCAAACAUUUUUGCAAAACUAUACUUACUAUAUGUGACAUUAAAGAAAUUAUCUUUAAGUCUUGAAGGUGUUAAAAUCCCCAAAUUACCCUCAAUUUCCUAACAAAUAUCAAUUUUAGAUAGCUAUAGUUAAUUCAAUGUACACAUUUUCUUACUGUUAAACCUAGGUUAAACAAUAAUUAAGCAGCAAAUGUUUAAAAUAUAUAAUGGUAAUUUGUUGGAAAAAAUAUGGUAAUAAUGACAAAGUUAAAGGACACUCCACUGCCCCUCUCCACCCCUCCCCCCAAAAACAAAAUCCAUAAAAAAAAAAAAAAAAAUCAAUGUUUAGUAAGGCAGGUGAUCUGGGCAAUUGUUGCCUUUUGAAUUUAGCUCCAUUGAGCAAACCAAACCAGAAAGUAACAGGACCUGGUGUCUGACAACUUUGUAUUAUAAAAUUGCAAUUUUUUUGUUAAAAUCUGCACUUUUGUAUAAAGAAAAAAAGAGGACACACUCUUCACACAUUAAGCAAUUCAGUAACCAAAGUACUUUAGGGAUCUGGAAUGUCCCUUUAAACUCACGACGGCAAACCUUUUUGCUUUACUGAACAUUGAAACUGCAGCAACAUUAAAGCAAAGUCAGUUCGUACCGGUUUUUCUUAAAUUCUAUGGGAACCAAUGAAAGUCAACGUUUGACCUUCCUGUACAAUAAAGAGAUUUCUACUUUUCAGAUUGUGCAUUUAUUCAUGAAUUUUUGUCUGUAAAAAUUAAAUUUUCUUCAGUUAAUAUUUCUGUUCUGAGUAGGUAAUACUUUUCUUUAAUUCUAGGUGAAGGCCGUCCAGCAGAUUGCCCAAGGCACUGCACCAAAAAUCCCGCAGCCCACGGAAGGUGCAACAUAUGACCCCAUCCAAAAAAAAGAGAAUGCCAAGGUAAACAUCGUAACAAUCACAAUGACUCCUACCCUUCUAUAGAUUGCACCAACUCUAAUUUUUGGCACUAAUAUCUUCUCUUUGACUUUAUUGGAGUCAAUAAAAAAGAUGACUUUAUUGACCUUAAUAAUAAUCCAGAAAAUCUUUUUUUUUCUCGCAAUCAACAGUAAUUGUAUUAACCCAAUCAUAAUCAGGUGAGUCUGAAAGCCUCGGAUAUGGGGAAGCACUCCCACGGGGUUAUUUGUUAAAGUAAGAAUUCACAGUGAAUUUAAGGUGAAUUUCAAAUUUAAAGGGACACUAUAGUCAACAAAACAACUACAGCUUAUUGUAUUUGUUCUGGUGAGUAUAAUCAUUCCCUUCAAGCUUUUUUGCAGUAAACACUUUCUUUUCAGAGAUUAAUUUUGUUUUUGUUUGUAUAAAGAUUAACUGGGACCAAACUGCAGAAGCUAUCCACAACUUUAUCAGAGGGAAUGACAAAGUGCCCGGAGCUUGGACAGAAAUUGAGGGAAAGGUGUGUGUCUGUUUUCAACCAUUCCUAAUGCUUCCUGUAUGCAUCUCAGGUGUCUAUAUUAAGGAUAUAAAUUACUUUAUACCUGCUGUCUUUUUUUCUAGGCGCUCAGAAUCUGUGUCCAUACAGCUGUAUCAUAGCGUUCUACAGAAAUAAAUAUCACAGUAAUGUGUGGUCUGUAUGAGUGUACCACAGAGCUCAACAGCAAUAAAACUCAUUGUUAGAGGCCUGUACACAAGUUGUUACUGCUUGCACCUCUGCCUUUACAACGGCUAGGUCAAUUUCCAACUGCUUUUGAAAGUCUGUAAAUAAACUGUGGAUAUCCUGUUUGGUAGCUGGGGUUGAACCAUCCAGUAGUGCUGGAACCUCUUGACGGGGAAUGGUGUACAGGGAGGUAAGGCCUGGUCCACCAUGCCAUCAUCCGAUGAAGAAGUGUAAGCCUCAGAAUCUUCUGGGUAUGCCAACUUGAUGCGAGGUGUAUAGUGAUAUCAAUAUUUCGAGUAUCUUUAGCAGUAGACAGUUGGGGCUUCUGAGAUCUGUGGAUGUACAUGUGCCAAGGUAAUUGGUGAGUAGUCAUCCGUAUGGCCUCCAGAAUAACCAGCCUUUACCAGUAGGCCACCCACAAAAUAAGACUUUAGCAAACUGCGAAAGUCGGGCAGAAAAAAAAUGCAUCCUCCUGCUCUAUGCAACACUCUGCCACAAGCAGAUUGGGGAGUUUUCCUGCAUAGAGGGCUAGAUUAUACACAAAAGGAACAAAAGCACAGGUGCUACUAGAAAUGACAUCUGUACUGGUUCCAUGGUAGCCUCCACUGAACUGGUACUUUCUUCUCCAAACAGUUACAGAGUUUGAUAGUGUAGAUUAAUUAUCCCUUUUCAAUAACAGUUACAGAACUUGUAUUUAAAUAUUCUAAUAAUUUCUGUAUUGGAAUUAAAGGAAUGUAUUCAUUAUUAAUGUGUUUUUUAAUGCAUCUGAAAUGAACUUUGAAUUGCUAGAACUUUGGCAUUGCAGUGAAUAGCCAGUCAAUGCAAACUGCAAUAUUAGAAAAUUUGGCUUCCUGUGAAUGAAUGUUUACUAUCCAUACAAUCUUGUAAUCAUCAUGACACAGCAUGAAGGCAAAGUGUAAAUCAUUAAUCCAGCAGAGGUUCACUUAAAAUAGGAUGAGAGCACAGCAAAAUAAUAAAUGGUGCACAUCGGUAACAACACCCAUACCAGCAACCACGCCACUAGUUAAGCUCAUAGCACCACUGACACCCCCUCCAGUACUGAUUUAAUAUUUCUCAAUGCUAGGUUUAUAAUAAAAAAGUUCAAAAGUUCUUUUGCCUCCUCUUCCUAUGUAUAGUUUCCUUGUCACCCCAGCGUUCUCCCUAUCUUAUUUAUAACUCUUGUUCUGUGUUGUCCAUGUGAAACAUUCCUUGAUAAUCGAUAUAUAUUUGAUACAUCUUACUAUAAAAGCAGUUUGUUUGUUUACUAUAUGAUUAUAUUUUUCCAACCUUUACAUACUCAUCAAUCUUGAUAAGUAUGAAGACAGAACAGGGGUGGACAGGACAGGUUGGGAUCUUAAAGGGAUGACAGCAAUCUGGGCAUGUUAUCAUAGUUUAGAAUGUUAUUAUAUUAUUUUUACACAAGCAUUUUAGAUUUUUAUGUAGAUUGCUGCAUUGCACAAUGUGUUGGUAAUGAAUUAGAUGAAUCCUUUUAUGGUUUACAAGUUGAACUCUUUUAUACACUAGAUUUAAAAUUAUUCAGACCAUGCAAAGUAGUUUUAUUAAAUCUCUUUUUAUCACUUUAUUCAUUUCUCCAGAAAAUUACAUUUUUCGGCUCCACAUUGACAUCGACCGGACUAGUCACAGAUGGGGUACCACUAGAAAUAGCUGGAGCAUCGCAACCAGCCAUGGUCAGCAAGAACGGUCUUGUCCUGUUUGGCAAUGAUGGUAAAACGGUGAGAUUUUUAUUUUGUAAACUAUAAUAUAGUACAAUAAAUGCAGAACCCUUUUGUACUGGAACUGAUUUCAGAUAAUAAACCUAUAUAAAACACAAGACUGUGAAACCUAGCUCAGGUUAUACUUGUACAUCUUUAACAUGGAACACAGCUUGCAAAGCAUUAUGGGAGCUUUACUUUCACAACAUCAGAGGAACUGUAUGAUGGUUAAACUUGCAUUUAGAUACCAAGAUAGAUUACACAUAACUAUACCAGCAAUAAUAAUAAUACAUUGAUAAUAGGGCGGCCAUAUUUAUCUUUAUAUUAGAGGCAUUUGUGGAAAAUAUAUACUGUAGACCAAGGGUAAGCAACAUUUGGCACUCCAGAUGUUGUGGACUACAACUACUUUGAUGCUUUGCCAGCAUUAUGUUCGUAAGAACAUCAUGGGAGAUGUAGUUCACAACAUCUGGAGUGCAAAAGGUUGUCUUAUCCUGCUGCAGACAGAGCUAUGUUAACCGCCACAUGACAUGGAGCCUAGCAAGAGUUAUCAAAUCAUAAUAUACAUGAAUUGUUAAUAGUGGUUAAAGGGUUAAAUUAUUGCAGGAUACAUCUUUUAUGAGAUUCCUUAAUGUGAAGGCUAUUGUGGACAUAGGAAAUGAACCCUACCUUCACACUGCGUGCUAUAACAGUGCCUCUAUCUGUUGGUCUCUCUCUCUAUCUGUGUCUAACAUUAUACAUUUCUAACGGACAUGCACUGAUCUUUCAUUCUCACUCCUACACAAAUUAGCUAAAGAUGAGCUAAUGCUGGGAUUUGUCAUCUGGAUAAUCUAAAUAUUUUUAAAAUGAAAUGCUUUUCCAAUUGGAAAAUAAUGACUGAGAAAAUGAAUGGACAAAUAAAAAGGUGGCAUACGUAUCUGAAUAUCACAGUGGAUACAUCUUGUUACACAGUGUUGCUUGCUUGAUAAGAUGCAUACACUCUUAGACGUAAUUUCAACAACAUGAUAACUGAAUUCUAGACUUUGUCCUUAGUCUGUUUAUUUCCUAUUUAUUGUAUAGCAUAUAUUCAGUACAUUUUGAAUUGUGUUAAAAAGAAUUCUGCCAAGUGUACUAAACUGGACAAAAAAUUACUUAUUUAUUUUACUCUUUUAAAACAAUUAAAAAAAAAUUUGGCUCAGGUUUUAAAAAUGGUCGUCAACUUAUUAUUCUUUGAUACAUUUACUUUAGUUAUGUCUUGCUUUGAAGAAACCUCAAUGAGAAACACUAGUCAAGUUAAAAAAAAUUUUUUAAAAAAUUUGCCAUCUAGUCCAUGGUGGGAAGACCCUAACCUAGACAAUUUAUGUAGCAUAUUAAUCUUCAAAUGAAGAGAACUGUAAAAUGAGUUAUUUAAUACAGUAAUAUUUGUGAUUUCAUGCAGCUCACAGUAAAGAAUCUUCAGUUUGAAGAUGGGAAGAUGAUACCGGCUUCACAGUAUUUCAAAUCCUCUGACACUACCACAUUGCAUCUCUCGGAAGAAGAACUGGCACUAUCCGAGGAGAUUAGGGUAUGUGCAGCAAGGAUGGCAGCAUAUAAAAAUAUAAGUAUCUGAGAUUUCUACACAUCCCAAGAUAUAAAAAGACUUUACAAAAUGUGCCCUUUGAUUUCUACCCCAAUGGGGUACCAGAAGAGGAUUAUCAUCACUUGGGGCCCUAGGCAGGUCACCAGUUUGCAUCCCCCUCUUUAUUCUUCACAUAGGGAUUAUUAUUGGUCCUAGGGCCCCUGUCUAAGCAUUGGGACCUGGGCGGUCGCUUAGGUUCACGUUAUGGUUAAUUUUGCUCUGUGGGGUAUGUGAACCAGUGGUAUAGUAUGUAUGGUCUAUGCCAGUAGUAGUUGACCAUGAUACCCAAUCCAUAUAUUAUUUGCAAAAGAUCCACAGUGCUACGGUUAAUUAUCAUUGGCUUGGUAUAGCUUAAAUAAAUGGCACAGUCACUUUGAUGUAAGUUCUUUUAAUUCUCUUUCUCAGGCUGUGUGGAAACGAAUCCUCUCCAAUGUCUCUGAAAUUGAAAAUUCCACUGAUUUCUUCAAGGCAGGAGCAGCCUCCAUGGAUGUACUGAGGUCUGUUUGUUAGGGGAAGUUUCAAUCGGUAUACCAAGAAAAAUAAAUAUCUUAUUAAACAUAAUAAACACAAAAUACAGUAUAAAAAGCAUUAAUUGUAAUAACAGUAACAUAGGGUUCUAAACUAGUGUUCUGGGAAACUUAUGGAAAGCAUGUGUGAGUGUGUGUGGGUGUGCGUGCAUGCGUGCAUCUGUGUCUGCAUGCAUGCAUUUGUGUGGGUUAUAUUUAUGUAAGUUAAAAUUAACUCAGCCUAUGAGAAGAGUACAAAACAUGUUUAAAUUUUUCAAAGUACUUUCAGUGAUUGUGUCUUGCAAUGCAGUCCUGAUACCUUGUUACACUGUACAUUUAUUUUAUGAUCUAGCCCUUCAGUAAAUUCUGCAGCAAGAAUUCGCCAGUGUAAAAGCAAAUGAUUCACCUUAGUAAAAGUAGCACAAAAAAAAAUAGAUAAAACUUAAUUUAUAUUUUUGCAUGGAUGCCUUCUCUUGGAAAGGAGAAACAUAUAGUAUUAGGUUCUCCUGAUGGCUUUGUGUCUUUCCAGGCUCGUAGAAGAAGUGAAGCUAAAAUGUGAUGGGCUGCAACUGCAGAACGAGGAUGUUUACAUGGCGACACAGUUCGAGGAAUUCAUACAAAUGCUGGUGCGGCGCCGUAGGGGAGAGGGCAGAGAAGAAGAGCUGAUAAUUGAUUAUGUGAGUUACAUUAUGGCCUGUUCUUUAUAUUGAGUUCAGGGUAUUUUCUUUUAUUUUACUUAGAGAUAGAUGGAUGUAACAGAUAUAUACUGAUGGUAAUUUAUCUCCCUUUAAUAUCCAACAUUUUUUGUCUUGAUGAUGUUGUUUCAGUAAAAGAAACAUUAAAAAGGUUUUAUGUUGGCGUAGACAAUGUGCAAUGCCAUUUAAAGUCACAUGUAAACUAUUUGAUCAUCUCCUAGGAUGUAGAUAUUAGAGGUUCUUUUGUGUUAAUCGUCCCUACAAUAAACAUGUUCCUGACUUUUGUUCCAGGUGGAAAAACACACUAAUAACAUGACUGUCAGAAUGCCUCAUCAGUUGUUUAUCAAUGGAAAAUUUAUAGAUGCCGAAGGUGGAAAAACAUAUGAAACAUUUAAUCCAACAGAUGGAAUGGUAAGUGCUGCUAAAAGGCAGUAAGCGAAGGGGUCCAAUUAAUGGUGAUAGCUGUAAAUAAAUAGUACCUAACCCCCACCAAUCACAGGUACACUAAAAUUAGGGGUUCUCCAUGCAAUAUUGAACCUACGGGAUCUGCCCAUUGGGGAAAAAAAAUUAAAUCACAGCGAUUGAUCACCGUGAUAGCUUCGUGCUUAAUGUUCUAGAUACAUUUCUAGUGUCUGAUCAAACCAUAGACUUGACUCCUGACAUGAUCCAGUGUAGCCUUGUCUUUCCAAGGUUGUUUAAAUGGGUACCACUAAGAUAGUAAUAGCAUCUAUGCCAAGGAGAUUAUUGAAAAAUUUGUGAAAACUUACUUUGCAUUACUUGUAUAAACCCUCAAGGCGUUCGGCUUGCCCUGUAGCACUCAGAGGGACAAAGGAAUGGUAAAUAUUCUUACAUAAACCUCCAACUCUUUGCCACCAAAAUGUUCUUCCUUGUUCAUUCCUUUGGCUCUUGGUGGCUUCAUCUACCAGAAGCUGCUCUCACUAUGCUCUCGUUCAUGUACAACAGUACAAAACAGGGCCUAUGGAAAAUCCUGUAAAUGAUUUGGAAGUGAUGGUUUAUAGGAAAUUGCAACACAUGGUGGCAAAGUUUCUGUCUAUUCUUAGGCUAUCUGCAAGGUUUCGCUAGCACAGGUUUCUGAUAUCGAUAAAGCUGUGGCUGCAGCUAAGGAGGCCUUUGAAAAUGGCGAGUGGAGAAAGAUGAACCCGAGGGACAGAGGAAGUCUGCUUUACAGGUGAGAUGAAAACUUGACUCUGAUUUUUUUUUUUUUUUUUAAAAGAACAGUCCAAAAUGUACAAAAUGUUAAUUUCCACUGAAUUUUUAUCAUCUCUCUAUUUACUAAAUCAAUUACUACUUUCUAUGAGGUAACUAUGGCAUCUACUGUAGUAGGAAGCUGAGCCAAGAGCCAGAUAGAUUAUAAGCCUGUGUGGAACUUUGCCUGAGGGAACAUUAGAGUUUGUAAAAUUAAACCAUUUUGGACGUAUGAAUAUUACCACUUACAUAAUUAAUUACUUUUAUUAUUAAUAGUAAUCAUUAAGUGUUUUUUUUUAUGUUCUAAUGCAAUGCAAGAGUCCCCAGCAGCCCAUCCAUUCUUUGCGACUUGGAUUAUUGAGGAAAUAUAAACCUGAGCAGCAGUGGGUGACGGUGUUUGGCUGAGAGUGUCAACUGGCUACUUCAGCCUAUCACAGCCUGCAUUACUCUAAAUUGGCAUGAAAUGAGCUAGAGCUCAUUCAAUGUUUACUGCUUGAAAGUGGUUCAACACUGAAUGGAUAAAGAAAGGGGGCUUCAAGCGCUAUAACCGAUUUAAUGAGAUGGCAUGGUUAUAGUGCCCUUUAGAACCUCUUUAAGUACAUGAUUAGUUAAGUUACUCAAGCUUUUGUUUUGACAAACUGAAUUUAUUCACUGAAUGCCAAAUUGUGUGAAUUAAAAACUUAAUUGAAGCAGGAGUGGUUUUAGAAACAUUCUUUAAUUCAGCUACAUUUAUUGCUUGUCUCUUUUAGUCUAAGUGUAGUAUUUAGUAAAUAAAUCAUUUGCAUCCUUUAGUGCCAAAUGACAAUGUAAUUAAUAAUAAGCAAAAAUAUGUUGAUAUCACUAAUACAUGGUGACAGACGUUUAACAAAGAGGAUGGGGGUAUUGGGAUACUGCUUUUGCCUUGUUAUCCAUUGUUUCUUAGCAACUAAGAUUUUAAUAGCAAGACAAUGGAAAUUAAAUCUUCCUUUCCACUUAAUUGACCAACUUUUAUUUCAACUCUGUAUGGAAAAGGAUUUGCAUGGCUCUUCUCUAUAUUACUUAAAUAAACAAGAUCAAUAUAACAAAUGGCUGAAAGUUUUAGUAAGUGAUUAAAUUGAAUGGAAGGAUUUGAUUGACUUUUUUUUUUUAUUGAAAAUUGUUUUUAUAUUGAUACAAAUUCUUCUACUAGACUAACUAUGAGUUAGACCUUUAUUGAACUGACCAUGUUUUAGAUUUGUAAAAUUGCACUGUUACGACUAUAUAUAAAUUGGUACUUUUAAUGGGAAAUACCACUAAAUGUUCAGGGAUAUUUCUGAGUUGAUCCUUUCCCAAUUCACUGGGUACCUGCUGUUAAUGUAUCUUUUUGUGUAUUGGUUUUCUUUUUUGUUUCUGUCUAUACGCUGUUUAUGUUGUAUAAAACAAGAAUAUGUAAAAGAAAAUUCUAAUAAAUAAUAUUUCAAAAAAUUAAAUAAAAAGAUACUGCUUUUUCCCAGGAAUCUUACGGACCAUAACACACAUUUUUACUUUUGUUCCAUGGCUCUAGAUUGGCAGACCUCAUGGAGCAACAUCAAGGAGAGCUGGCCACUAUUGAAUCCAUAGACUCGGGGGCCGUGUACACACUGGCAUUGAAAACCCACGUGGGGAUGUCCAUCCAAACUUUUAGAUAUUUUGCCGGCUGGUGCGAUAAAAUCCAGGUGAGAGAAAGAUAGCAAGAAGAUCUACGACUGAAUCACUUUGAAUUGCUUUCUUUGUAAUAAUUUCUGAUGUAUUAUCAUAUUGGAGAUUAGGCUGGGAUUUUCAAACUGCAUUAAAAAGGUAGUUUAGUAGAGUAAUUUACAAAAAAAUAACACAAUAAAACCUUCUAACAAUUUAUGGUAUUGCCCAGUCAAAACCAGGUUUCUAUUUGGACUAAGCAGGUGGCGAAAAUCUUAAUCUUCCUGGGAUUACACAGGGUGAUCAAUUAAAGGCAUUUCUUUUUUAAAGCAUAUUGGAUGUCAUACAUUUUAUAUGAACAUGUAUUUUAAUAAUAUACUAUGUAAAAUAGCUGGUAUUUUAAUGACAGCAUGCUGUAAAUGGUUUAAAGGAAUAACUAUGCUUUAAAUUUGCAUAGUAAAGUUCAGAAACAGAUUUGCCCUCUGUGUAUUUUAGGGCUGCACUAUUCCCAUUAACCAGGCUCGGCCAAACCGCAAUCUGACGUUUACUAAGAAAGAACCCAUUGGGUGAGUUUGGUCUGUUUUUAUUUGUGUAUCAAAUGACAAACUAACUUAUUAUUAUUAUUAUUAUUAUUAUUAUUGCCAUUUAUAUAGUGCCAACAGAUUCCGUAGCGCUUUACAAUAUUAUGAGAGGGGGAAUUAACUAUAAAUAGGACAAUUACAAGAAAACUUACAGGAAUGAUAGGUUGAAGAGGACCCUGCUCAAACGGUCCUAUAGGAGGUGGGGUGUAAAACACAAUAAGACAGGAAAUAGCAAUCAAAUAAAGUCGGAGUGAAGCAGAGCUGGAGGAGAGAGUAGAGUGCUGCCCUUUAGGAGAGAGCAAGAGACAGGUAUGUGAGGUAGAGGUUACUCUGGGAGGCCAUAAGCUUUUCUAAAGAGAUGGGUUUUAAGGCACUUUUUAAACGAUUGAAGACUAGGGGAGAGUAUGAUGGCGGUAGGCAGGCUAUUCCUUAGGAAGGUAGCCGACCGCGAGAAGUAUUGCAGGCGCGAGUUGGCCGUAGGCGAGCAGCGGACAGGAGAAGAUCACGGGCAGAGCGGAGAGAUUGAGGAGGGGCAUACCUAUGGAUCUAUGAAGAUAUGAGGGGCUAGAAUUGGCCAAUGCUUUAUAGGUAUGGGUUAGCACUUUGAAUUGAGUCAUAGGAUACAGGAAGCCAAUGUAAGGACUGACAGAGGGGUGAGGUGUCAGAGGACCGAAAAUCAGUCUAACAGCAGCAUUCAUUAUAGACUGUAGCGAGGCUAUAUGGCUUUUGGGAAGACCAAUUAGGAGAGGGUUACAAUAAUCCAAAUAAUAAGGAAAUUACUAGAGGAUGGACAAGCUCCUUAGUAGCAUCUUGAGUAUGCUUUUAAGUUGGAAUCUACAGGACUUGGUAACAUGCUGGAUGUGAGGCUCAAAGGUGAGGCCAGAAUCCAGUAUGACACCAAGACAGCGCGCUUACAAGGAUGGACUUAUGUGGAUACCAGUAACUUGAAGGGAGCGUAAAAGAGGAAGAUCAAUAUUAGGAGAAGGAGAGACGAGGAGCUCAGUUUUAGAGAGUUUUUUGAGUUUCAGAAAGUGGGAGGACAUCCAGUCAGAGAUGGCAGAAAGGCAAACAGUAACACAUUGCAGGACAGCAGGAGAGAGGUCCGGGGAGGAGACCUAUAUCUGGGUGUCAUCAGCGUACAGGUGGUAGUGGAAUCCAAAUGAGGUAAUAAGUUUGCCAAGAGAGGCAGUAAAAAGAGAAAAUAGAAGGGGACCAAGGACAGAGCCUUGGGGGACUCCAACCAAGACAGGAUGAAGGGAGGAAGUUUCAUUAGAAAAGGAGCCACUGAAUGAGCAUUGGGAGAGAUAAGAGGAAAACCACGAGAGGACGGAGUCACAGAGACCGAGUGAUUGAAGAGUUUGAAGAAGGAGAGCAUGAUAACCGGUGUCAAUGGCAGCAGAGAGGUCAAGAAGAAUUAGUAUGGAGUAGUGGCCUUUGGAUUUAGCUGUGAUUAGGUCGUUGGUAACUUUGAUAAGAGCAGUCUCAGUAGAGUGGAGGGAGCGGAGUCAGAUUGAAGAGGGUCAAGGAGAGAGUUGGAAUUGAGGGAGUGAGACAUAUAGGUAAAGACAAGUCUUCCAGAAGCUUUGAGGAAAAAGUAAACAGGGAUAUGGGACGGAUCGAAAGAUGUUUUUUUUCAGGAUAGGUACUACAGUGGCAUGUUUAAGGUCAGCAGGGUCAAUGCUAGAAGACAGCGGUCAGUUGAAGAUGUGUGUUAAGGAAGGCACAAGACAAGGGGGAAGAGAUCUGAUAAGAUGAGAUGGGACAGGAUCGAACAGGCAAGUGGUGGGACGAGAGGAAAGGAUAAGCGCAGCCACCUUUUGUUCAGUAGCCGGGGAGGAAGUCUGAAGGGUAGGAAAGGCAUGAUCUACGUGUGGCUGAGAAAGAGAAAGGCCGGGUAGGGAGAAUUAUUUCCUUAGCUGUUCAAUCUUGUCGGUAAAGUAACAUGCAAAGCUAUUGGCUGUAAGGUUAGUUUGAGAGGUGGCCACAGCAGGGCGAGGAAGAGAGUUAAAGGUGUCAAAGAGAUGCUUGGGAUUAAUGAGAGAGGAUAAGUAUGACUGUUUGGAGAGGGCAAGAGCUGCGCUGUAUGAACAUAAUAUGAAUCUAUAAUGGAGAAAGUCUGACUGGGUGCGAGACUUUCUCCAGGAGCGUUCAUCACAACCGUAGCAUCUUUGCAGGUAGCGUGUUGAUUUAGUAUGCAUGGUUGGGGGCGUGUCCUCCUUGAGGUGCAUGUUUGGAGUGGGGCUGCAGCGUUCAAGGCAGAAGUGAGAGUAGUGUUAGAAGUGGAGAUGGCCAGUGAGGGACAGGAGAGGGAGGGGAUGGGUAGGAGUUGUGAUCAAUAUCAGCUGACAGCUGCUGGAGGUCAAUUUAAAUUUAGGUUCCUCCUGAGUUGAGGAGGAUUAGGCUGAGGUUGUUGAUGAGGGGGUAUUCAAGAGCAAAUGAUAAUUGGUGGUAGUCAGAGAGAGGAAAUGGAAUGUUGCAGAUAUUAGACACUGUACAUGCAUAGGAGAAAAUGAGGUUGAGGGUAUUGCCAGCUACAUGGGUGAGAGAAUUAGCCCAGUGCGAUAGCCCAAGGGAGGAAUAAUUGAAAGUAGUUUAGAGGCUGCUGAGGUCAAGGGUGGGUUAAUGGGAAUAAUUAAGUCCCAAAAAAUUAGGGAUGGUAUGUUAGAGGAGAGGAAGUAGGAUAGCCAAUACAUGGCACAGAAUUAAAUAAAAACCUUCUUAAAGUCUAUUUAGACUAUUGGGUGCAUUAUGGUUAUGCUAGAACUAUAAAAGGACAUUUAAGCCUUAAACAGAAACAGUAUAUCUUCCUAUUUGACCAUUUUCACUGUUAUAAAUAUAUACUAUUAUAAUGUAUAUACAAAAGGGUUUAAAUAAAAAAACAGAACAGAAUUAUUCACUAAUCAUUGAUUUGAGCUGACCACUUUAAAUCAAAGGUUUGUAUGGCCUAAAUGUUCAAGUCAACUAUUAUCUAAUUAAAAGUCAUUGCCUGGUGAAUACACCCUAGUAAACCUACCAUUCUAAAUUACUAGGACAGACCUGUCCAAAAUAUAUUGGCAUAACUCACUUUGUACACAAAGGAUCCAGUUAGGGUUCAAACAGUGCAUGCCAACAAGUUACUUUCCAAUUUUGCUGAAUUACAACUCUCGUGUGCUUUGAUAAACCUGCCUCCAGAAAAAGUCUGGCUGAGUAGCACAGGACAUGUAGACAGCUAUGCCAGUCUUGAGCUAAACACUUGCAGGUAAAAUUAUUAUGAAUGGUAAAUUAUUAUAGAUGCUGCCCACUGCAGUUAAGUCUGGAAUUAUUCAUAAAAAAAAAAGCCGUGACCACUUUCUGAAACAUAUUCUGUGUGUCUACUACAUCUCAGCAGCCAGUACAGAGAUGAAAGUCCUGCAGGAAAUACAUGAAAGGAUUACUCCAAGCACCAUGACCAGUUAAUUGAUUUAAAGUGGUCAUGGUGCCUGUAGUCUGUAUAAAGAUUCACAUACAUAGAGGACAGACUCCUUUCACUCCAUCCUAUUUGACUUACCAACCCCUUUGGCAAGGGAUGUCAGCCAAGGAGGAUCAGGAAACAGUGAGAACUUGGUGCUGAUAUUUAGAUACGUUUUAGCAUUUAUUUAUUUUAAAGUUGGGGUGGGAGGCAGACCACUCCAGAAACGGUUACUUUAAUUAAAGGCAGUGUUUUCUGAAAACACGGUUUUAUGGGUGCAUUAACCAUUAAAGCUCUGAGAUAAACCGACAGAAUAUUGCAGUUAUCUUGACCAGCUUGUUUAUUGCAGAGUCUGUGGUAUCAUCAUCCCCUGGAACUACCCUUUGAUGAUGCUGGCGUGGAAAACGGCUGCUUGCCUGGCCGCCGGUAAUACUGUGGUGCUAAAACCAGCUCAGGUGAGGGAGCUUUGGAUGUGUAUGCUACCAUCUAAACUUUAAAUCCAGUGAAAACAUACAUAAGUCAAACUUAUUCAUCACAAAUAGAAUAUCAACAUUGAACGCAAUAUUAACUCCAUGGAGUGACACGGCUAUGCCCCCAGUAUUCUCUAUUGUUCUGGUUGACAAGAGUUUAUUGUAUUUUGAGAUGAAGAUAAUUCAGUGUAUUCAAUGUUUAUUGCAUAGUUGUAGCUGUAUGCUAACAUGUACAAACUGAAUUUUUGGGAUAUCCUCCUCAGGUGACCCCACUCACUGCACUUAAGUUUGCUGAGUUAACGGUGAAAGCUGGCAUUCCCAAGGGGGUGGUAAAUAUCCUGCCGGGAGCCGGUAAGUGCAUAGACCCCAGGUGUGGUCAGAGAUUACGGGGGGGUGUGAUACAGUUACAGUUAUCAACAGCUGUGAAACUUCAUUCCAGAAUUGACAUACAGGCCACUAGAAGGGCAAACCAAAAUCACAUAUCAAUUAUGAUCCAUCUUUACCAGUUCUGUUUUACAUUUCUUGAAAGUAAAUAGAAGGAAAUUCAAUUUCAGAAAUUAAUGAUGACGUUCCUAUUAUUACAAUUGUCCUCCUCAGUUCACUCACUCUCAUAGCCCGGUUUACUCUCUCUUUUGGUUUGUCCACACUUUAACUAGUUUAUUCCGACACAGGCAAACUUUCCGUCAAUCUCUCCUCCACUGUCUUUCCUCUUGUGUUCUAUUUUUUUUUUUUUUACCCCUUCCAGAUAAAUUGUAAACUCGUUUGAGCAGGGCCUUCUUCACCUCUUGUCAGAUAUCCCUAUUCUAUAACUGUAGAGUCGUGUUGAAUAUGUUGGUGCUACAUAAAUUAUAAGAACAAUAAUAAGGAACAUUACGGGUGACGCACACUAUCCCUUUUUCUACUUUUUUUGGUCAGGCUCUCUCAUUGGCCAACGGCUCUCAGACCAUCCUCAUGUCAGAAAACUUGGUUUUACAGGAUCCACUGAAAUUGGGAAACAGAUCAUGAAAAGGUAAUAUUACUUAGACCAGUGGUUCCCAAACCUGGCCUUUAAGAGACCCCUACCAGUCCAGGAUUUGGGGAUUACCUGGUUAUGUCUAAGAUGUUUUUAGAAAAAAGAGAAAAAAAACCCGUAGACACAACUGAGUAAUCCCUAAAUCCUGGACUGGUCGGGGUGCCUUGAGGACUGGGUUGGGAACUCCUGACUUAGACUAUUGUCCUGCAAUCUGAACAUCUUGAUGUAUCAGCAACAUGUCCAACAUAACAUAAUAUCGUAAUACAUUUUUACAGUUUAGGUACUUCCAUGUUUUUAGGUCAAAAUACCAGAGUUAAAAAAAUUCUCCAACAUCAGCUUCCCCCACCCCCCACCCCAUUUUGCUAUUUGAUCCUAAGAUUUACUCUUUGCUUAUUAGCUCUCCAGCAUUCUUAAUUUAAAGAAUAAUCACAAAUGUAUACAGUUACUUUAGAGAAAAGUGUUUUUAUUAAGUGAGAGCAGUAAAGGUGUUGAAAUUUCUGCCUAGAGAAGUUGAUUUAUCUGUUCUUUAGAUAUCUGUAAAAAAAAUAAAUAAAGUCUGGAUGCUUCAAAUAAAAAGCUUGUUCAACGAUUAUUAACAUCAACAGGGUUAUUGGGGGCGGGGGCCUGACAACCAAGAUGGCCAGACAUGCUCCUUGAGAACUCCUGCACCAGCGGGCAAACAAACACGCAUCCUGACUAAACUACCCAUGAUGGUAGCACACAAAGCCCCAAAAACGGAGCAGAACCGCACAGGGAGCAUAACGAUACCCGUCAUGUACCACUGCACACUACGGGCACAUGGACCGACCACGCGGCCUACAUUGGAGCGGAGUCCGAGGCCUGGGUGAGACCUGCUCACAAGCGAGCAUUGACUACUGCCCUGAUACCCCCCCUCUGGACCGGCGGGGGAUAUCCCGGUCCUCGCUGGGGACGAUUACCCCCGCAAAGUAGACUAAACAAGCGACCAAACCUACAAUCGAACGGGACAAUAGAAACUCAAUCAAGAUGGUGGCACAGGCACGUCCGACGCCAAAAAGCACUCUCGCUCAGCCACCCAAGCACACCCAGGAGUUCUUUGCCCGGCUAUGUAACAGCCUAUGGACAAGGCUCCGCAUGAAGGGCCAGUCCUUCCACCUCGCCAUGAGAACAGUGGCGGCAUGAAUCCGGCCGGCUACACGACGACACCUGUGCAGAUACUCACCACGAGCUCCCGGGGCAACCUCCAGACAGAGACAGAGUCGGGAGGCAAGGUGGCGGGAAAUGGAUACAGGUCCCUCAGACGCUGACACACGGCCUCACAUACACCAAAGCAAAACCACCAAGCCCACCUGACCCACUCACCACACAGCGGCUCCGGAAACCUCAGACCAACAAAAAGGAACCCCAUAAGAGAAGAUUCACGAGGUCCAGCCUCCUGCCAGCGAAAGACAUAUGCAGAGAGCCCCUCAGAGACGAAGGAGGGGGGGAACUCUACAGUGGCACCAACUCUGCCAUUGCCUUUGGCUCACCCGUCAAGCCCCCAGAUCGAGCCAUGCAGAGGAUGAACACAGGAAUCGGCUGACUGCUGAAUGGUGCCAUCAAGCUGCAUCUAUCUGAGCACUGCGAGACACUGAGCUUUGAGGCAGCUAGCUCCACGCUAUGAGACUCUCGUAAGCCAACCAGAUGAAGCAUUUACGCUAGUACUUAUACCCAUGUUUUAAUAUGACCUGUAGCUUAGCCUGGUUAUAGCUCAGCUUGUUAAUCUUACAUAGCCUCACCUAGCUCAUCUUAAAGGUAGGACUCAAUACACCCAACAAGUUAGUUUACUCGAACAACACAUCUAACAUAUCUGUCUAAGCUUACACUCCUAGCCGAUGGACUUACUCACUCUUGAAACAAGCAUCGCAUAGUUGGAUAUCACCAGGUUAGGAUGAUUACCUGUUUAAUAGCUCUGUUUUAGCCUGAGCCUAGUUUGUUAGCAUGUAUACUACUGUUACCUUACGCUGUAAUCUCUGCUACGACCUCACAAUUUAACUACUAAAUGUGUGCCUAAACUACGGCAUAGUCCAAUGUUUCUUAUAUAACAGUCUACCUAGAUAGGCAUCGCUACCAGAAUAGCCUGUUUAUAACAUAACAUUUAAAAAUGUGCCGAUACUCUCAUGCCAUGAAUGUACAACUACUGUGUUUAUAUCUUUUAAUAUUGCCGUUGUGGCAUUGAAAAAUGUUUUGUCAUUCCUUGCACAAAGAAAAAUAAAGAAUUUAAAAAAAUAAAACAUUAACAAGGUUAUUCACUAAACUCCGGAUUUUGUCCAAAAUGACCAAACUCUGACCGCACUGGCAACAGCAAUUCGAUUUUGUAAAAUUUGUUCAGACGUGUUCAAAAGAUCUGCAUAUGAACCAAUUUACUUUAUCACUUUAACACUAGGUCCCCUCAUUCCUGUUUAGUAUUAGUAUGAAGUCCACCCAUGCGCCAGGGAAGGGGACAAUAAGUCCCUCCCUUUGUUAAUGUUAGAGUCCCUGCCCAACAUACGGGUGGUGGCCAGGAGGGGGCAAUAGGUUUUCCCCCAUGAAUACUUAAAGUAGCAGCCACCCGAUGCCCACCUCCAUUAUAGUUUUAUGGGAUUCUUAUUGACCCAUGGGAUUUUUAUUUAUUUAUUUAACUUUAUUAAUGAGGUGGCUGGCUAUCAAGUGCUGGCCAGGGCCACAUAAUUAACCCAAUCACCGCCGAGGGUUUUUAACUUUUCCCCUUUUGGCUGCUAGUGCUGCAAACAGGGAAAUCGUUCUGAUUUUUUUUUUUUUUUUUUUUUAAAUCCAGGUCUGGAGUUAAAGCCUAAUGAAUUCAUUCACUCAGGAUUUCAUCUUUCCGGAAGUUCGGUGCUUGAUUUAAAAAAUCUGGACAGUAAUGAAUUCCAUCCAUAAUGUUAUGAUUUUGCAGUACCCAAAUGCAGCCAGAUUCAGACCCGUUCGGUGCGAAGCCAUUCAGAGUUUAGUGAAUAACCCUGUAUGUUGGAUUAUAGAAUCCAUUUAUGUCAUUUGAGCUCCCUUGGGGGGAAUAAUGCUUCAUAACAAUUAUUAUUAUUAUUAUUAUAACAUCCAGCUGUGCUCAGAGCAAUGUGAAGAAAGUGUCCCUGGAACUGGGUGGGAAAUCUCCUCUCAUCAUCUUCAAGGACUGUGACUUGGACAAAGCCGUCCGCAUGGUGAGCUCACAAACUAUCACUUCUCCGGAACAAUAGAAAAAAACAUUGAAAACCAUCUAUAAGUCAUGUUUAACAUUUUCAUGUGAUUCUUCACUUUGGUUUAAAUAUACAGUAUAGGAAAAUGUAGCUAUUGGCAUCAUAAACCAGAUCACUCCUGGCACAACCAGGGCAUACUAUGCAUAGAAAUAAUCACAAACAAUCUAGACCCAAGAUGGAGGCGCUCAGUUGCAGGAUAGAGCUAAAAUCAUAUUAUUUUCCAUACCUCACAAAACACACAAUUGUUAAAUAUAGGGAUAGUUAAACAUAUAUGAAAAACCCUAGAAAGUGACGCUGUCCCUUUUAGUGUCUACAUGUUAUACUACCAUUUCUAUAAGAACUGCUCAUUUCUGUGGAACAUUUUUCAGCUUGUCAAUUAGAUGGCCCAGCUAGGCCAUUUCUAUAAUGGGAACCCUUGGAUUCUGGAAAUUCUCAAGGUCCUCAUUUAUCUAUGGCCCCACUGGCAACAGUUUCAGCUGAGAAAGAUUGACAAUGAUUCCUGUGGCCAAUGUAAUUCAGGAAAAGUCAAACACACAACAGAUAUCAUAUAUAGAUUGUGUGAAGUUGUACCUUGGCAAUCCAGCUGUCAAUGGAGUACCAUUCCUUUAGGCUAGCAUGUGGGUCUGAGGGUACAGUCAAAACCAAACUGCAUUCAGACUCCGAGGUAAAUAUAAACUAUAUACAUACAUAUAUAAAUCUACAUACAGAGAAGCUGGAAAAGAAAACUGUAUAAAAGUGGUACUAUAAUAAAUAAAAAGUAUCAUUAGCUCACUAUAGGCCAAAGUACAGAUAAUAGCACAUUUUAAUAGCCUUUUGGAAUAUGGGGGAAAUUCUUGGUGAAAUGUAGCAGAUUAACAGCCAAAACUAAGAACAUUUUUGGAAAGCCCAGAUAAGUUCCAGGUAUUGGAUUUCUAGUUGCAGCAAAUCCUAUACCUGAAAAUAUAUUUUAUAGCACAAUUAAAUAAAAAAUAAAACAAAUGUUAAAACUUUUUAUAAUCUGAAUUUUUUAUGUUCUAUUUUUUUGUAUCUUCUUCCCAAUCUAUCUCUUUCGAACGCUUGUUUUUAUCACAGGGAAUGAGUGCUGUAUUCUUUAACAAAGGAGAGAACUGCAUAGCGGCUGGACGACUAUUUCUAGAACAAUCCAUCCACGAUGAGUUUCUGCAGAGAGUGGUAAGUGACCUGUCUAUCUCAGAAUGACUAGGCUUUAUGAAAUCUAGAGCAAACCUUUUCAAUGGCUGCCUCCUUUGCAAUGUUUUUCAAAACCCAGAUUUAGUGGGCCUCAAACAAAUCCAGGCUUUUAGCAUGCUGCUUAGCAAUAAAGACAAUCAACUGGUUAUUCCAUAUUAAAGGGACACUAUAUUUACCAAAACAACUUUAGCUUAAUGAAGCAGUUUUGGUGUAUAGACCAUGCCCCUGCAGUCUCACUGCUCAAUUAUCUGCCAUUUAGGAGUUACAUCACUUUGUUUAUGAACCCUAGUGACUCCUCCCUUACACAGCCUUCAUAAACAUUUCCUGUAAAGAGUCAUCUAAUGUUUAUCCUUCCUUUAUUGCAAGUUCUGUUUAAUUAAGAUGUUCUUAUCCCCUGCUAUGUUAAUAGCUUGCUAGACCCUGCAAGUAUGUGAUUAAAGUUCAAUUUACAGAGCAAGAGAUAAAGUUGUUUAAGGUAAAUUACAUCUGAUUGAAAGUGAAACCAGUUUUUGUAUGCAGGCUGUGUCAAUCAGAGCCAGAGGAGGUGUGGCAAGGGCUACAUAAACAGAAACAAAGUGAUGUAACUCCUAAAUGGUAGUGAAUAGAGCAUUGAAACCUGAGAGGUACGAUCUCUACACUAAAACUGCUUCAUUAAGGUAAAGUUGUUUAGGUGACUAUAGUGUCCCUUUAAGUAAAUACUCAUCUGUAGCCCUUAACAGCCCUUAAGUUUGUCUGCACUGUUGUAGAACAGACAUUUGUCAGCAAUUUUCCAUAUAAAAUGAAAACAAUUAAAAUCUUCACUUGCCCCUUUUUCACAUCUGCAAAUCGUUCUAAUGUUUAAUGGCCAUUUUUAGGUGCCUAGGUUGGACCUGUGCUGCAAAUGUUAAAGGACCACUAUAGUGCCAGGAAAACAUACUCGUUUUCCUGGCACUAUAGUGCCCUGAGGGUGCUUCCACCCUCAGGGUCCCCCUCCUGCCCGGCUCUGGAAAGGGGUAAAAACUUACCUUUUUUUCAGCGCUGGGCGGGGAGCUCUCCUCCUCCGAUCCUCCUCUUCUCCUCCCCGUCGGCUGAAUGCGCACGCGCGGCAAGAGCUGCGCGCGCAUUCAGCCGGUCACAUAGGAAAGAAUUCAUAAUGCUUUCCUAUGGACGCUGGCGUGCUCUCACUGUGAAAAUCACAGUGAGAAGCACGCAAGCGCCUCUAGCGGCUGUCAAUGAGACAGCCGCUAGAGGAAAUAGGGGAAGGCUUAACCCAUUCAUAAACAUAGCAGUUUCUCUGAAACUGCUAUGUUUAUGAAAAAAUGGGUUAACCCUAGCUGGACCUGGCACCCAGACCACUUCAUUAAGCUGAAGUGGUCUGGGUGCCUAGAGUGGUCCUUUAAAUAUUAUAGAGCUGGUUUUGCACUAUAAGUGUUAAAGUGUAAAAAUAUAUGAUAGCUACUAGAAGCCUGCCUGUCAAAGGCUAUGCAUAAUAUUAAUCCAUUAAAUAUCUCUUUACUUCUAUAUAAUGAAAAUUGCACUAUAGUAAAUUUAUCAGCAUCCUCCUACAGACCAGCAGUCGAUUAAUUCUUGCAAAGCAGAAACCUAGUUUUUUCUUUUUUAAUUGGUCAGUACCAAGAUCCAACAGCACAUUGGCUUUGGUGUGACUGUAGCACGGCUGCCAGAACAUGAACAUAAUAUUUAAUAUUCUGUUUGGCAGGUGGGAGAAAUGAAGAAAAUGAAGAUUGGUGACCCCUUGGACAGGUCUACAGACCAUGGACCUCAAAACCACAAAGCUCACUUGGACAAACUGCUUGAAUACUGCAAGAGAGGAGUAAAAGAGGGGGCCACACUGGUAUAUGGGGGGCAGCAGGUCCAGAGACCAGGUAAGUAUCUGAAACUGAGAAUAUUAGUUUAUUAUUCUGGGUAGGAAAUUAUCAGUUUAUCAGUUUUGCUUUACAGAAAAGAAUGUCCAAGAAAAGGUGUGCAUGGAGCUUGAAUUCUGAGCCAGGUGUAUAGUGUGUCUAUUUCAGAGACACUUCUUCUCUUUGAUAGUUUGGUUCUUAGGUGCUUACCUGAUUCAGCAUAGAUUCUAUAUGGAUUCUAUAUGUGCUUGUAAGAUACAUAUAAAUCAAGUUUCUUCUUCAGGUUUCUACUUAUGAAGUCACUUCAAAGGGUGUGCAUUGAUCCACAUGAGCGAGAGAGAGAGUGAUUAGGAGUCCGUGGAGACAAGUAUCACCUUAAUAAAAUAGAAGCUUUAAAAACCAUAUUCACUUGUUUUGGAGAGCAAUGGGAUACUGUAUAUAUUAAGUUAUUUUAAUUUCAUGAAAUAUUCUCGAAACUUUACAAAAAUAAAUUUUACGUAAACACAACUUUUAGGCAGUUCUAAUCAUAUAAUCACACCUGCUGUUUAGUUAGACGGUAUAAAGUUACAAUUUGCUUUACUGCGUGCUUGAUAAACCGGUUUUAUAAUCUGAGAUUUACAUAUCAUAUUGUCUCUGUCUCUUUAUCACUAUGCCAAAAAAGAAAUACAGCUGGCUGCCUAGGACUUUUUUUUAUGCAGCAUUAACCAAGAAAAGAGGGUCACAGGGUAGUUAAGGACAACCUAUACAAUCAGCCACAGCUUGAUACAAGAAUUCACUUUAUCAGAGUUUGUGUCCUGUUCCACAAACUCCAGUUUCCACAGUCACCACAAGGAGUCAUUCUUUUCCAUUAUAUAUGGAGUGAAUGCCAUCACAGUACUGUACGUUUGAUUUAAAUUAAAUCUGUUUGCGCAAGAAUGUUGCCACAACUUGUUGCUUUAUGAGUUUGUUUUUCAUAGUUUACCUAUGUAUUUGUUUGCCAAUUGUAAAUUUAUGCCGGAUAUUCUGAUUCUUUAUACCAACUAGUAAUAAUACAGAGGAUCAGGGCCGGAUUAACAUAGGGGCUGAUGGAGCUGCAGCUCCAGGCCCAGGCCCAGGCCCAUGGAAUAGGCCCAUUGAUGUAAAAAAAAAAAAAAAAAUUUUUUUUACAUUUUUUUUUUUCACACUACUCUUAGGGAUUCCACCUGGCUUUUAUUUUAUUGGCACAGCCAGUAUUUGGGGCUGCCUGGCGGUGCCAAUAUUGCAGUUAUACUGGCAAUACAAAUGCUGGUAUUUUUAUCAGUAUAAACAAGAGAUUACUCUGCAAUACCAGCACUGGCCAGUAGGGGUCGCUGUGUGUGGAGACAGGCAGGGAUAGGAAGUUCCAGCAUAUCCGUCCCCUAUCUAUACUCACUGCUCUGCAGGGGUGCAGCUACAGAGAGUCCAGACAGCAACUCCCACCCUGCAGAGACAGCCUACAGCUCAGGGAAGUGAGGGAUGGGGGGAAAGGCUGCAAGGAGACAUAUACUGAGACACUAAGGGACACUGGGAGACAUUAUGGCAGACAAUAAGGGACACUGGGAGACGUUAUGGCAGACACUAAGGGACACUGGGAGAUAGUAUGGCAGACACUAAGGGACACUGGGAGACAUGGGUCACUGAGACACUGAUACAUAGGAACACUGAGACCUGGAGUAAUCGACACAUGGGGGCACUGAGUCAUGAGGGCACUGGGAGACAUGGGGGCACUGGGAGGAAUCCAUCUAUACAGCAGAAUCAAACUAAGUAGUUUUUUGGUGAUUUUACAGCAUUUUCUCUUAUAUCACUCCUUGUGAUUUACAUCAUGUGAUGUCACCCAUACAUAUUUAAUUAUGCAAAUUAGUAAGGCCGGUAUGUUUUUCCAAGAAAGGUGGCAACUCUAACUACUUUUCACAUACUCUUACUUAAGUAUGGAAACUUAAGUGGGAUGUAUGGAAACAAAACUUGUGUGGACUGGCUGACAAUGAAUAUAGUUAAAGGGACACUAUAGUCACCAGAACAACUACAGCUUAUUGAAUUUGUUCUGGUGAGUAGAAUCAUUACAGUCAAGCUUUUUGCUGUAAACACUGUCUUUUCAGAGAAAAUGCAGUCUUUACAUUACAUCCUAGUGAUAACUUCACUGGCCACUCCUUAGAUGACUGUUAGAGAUCCUUCCUGGGUCAUGGCUGCCUAAAAUGCAUCCAAACAUUCAGUGUCUCCUCCCUCUGCAUGCAGACACUGAACUUUCCUCAUAGAGAUUCAUUAAUGAAAUUCAUCUAUAUAAGGAGAUGCUGAUUGGCCAGGGCUGUGUUUGAAUCAUACUGGCUCUGACCCUGAUCUGCCUCUUUGUCAGUCUCAGCCAAUCCUAUAGGGAAGCACUGUGAUUGGAUCAGGCCACCACUUCUAAUGAUGUCAGCAGACUGCUUGUUUUUAUGAGUCUAACAGCAUGCCAAGUUACAGCUUCAGGCUUGAUUAUAGAUUUUGCUAUAUUUAUGGAGGCAUGAGGGGUCCAGGGGGGGCUAGAUGGUGGUGUUAAUACUAUAGGGUCAUGAAUUCAUGUUUGUGUUCCUGACCCUAUAGUGAUCCUUUAAGGUAAUGCUGACUUUGGUCUCUCUAACACUGUGGCAUGUUCCCUUUCUUCUACAUUCACUACAUAUAGCUUUACUCUGUCCCAGACCAUAUACCAGGAUCUUCUGCCUGCUAGUAAGAAGGUAAGGAGACAAGUGGACCAGCGAGUGCUAGGGGACAGUCCUUAGAAAGCGUUGAGUGAGCGCAUAAUUAGAUGCAUUUAUACCAAGCUCAGGGUGCUGUCUGCAUAGUGUGCCCUUAGUUGGCCAGCUGCAUGAUUGGCAGGCAGUCUGACAUGCAUUCAUACCAGGCUGGCCUUCUAAUUCUUUGAGCAGAAAUGUCCUCUUUUUGGGCAUGUUCGCCCCUUUUGGCAGGUUACGUGAUUUGUGUCUGUGGCACACCCUUUUACCAUGCCCAUUGACUUCCUGCUUGACUGGACACUGCUGUUAGGGGUUAUGGAUUUACUUGAAAGCUGAAAACAUAAAUUAGUGAGAGAUUAGCCUAGGGUAUGUGUUUUCUUAUAGCUGCUGUUUUCUUUCUCUCCAGCACCAUCUCCAUCAGAUACAUGAUGCUUAUGAGUGUUUUACUGUUUUUGGUCGAUAUGAUUCUGUAAUUAGGCCCGUCAGAAUUGUCAGCACCAGGCCCACUGGGCUCUUAAUCUGGCCCUGCAGAGGAUGGUUUUCAUAUAGUGCCUACAGAAAUGAAUGCUCUAAACUCAGCAGUUGCUGGUUCUUAGUAAACUCUCUGAUGUAAAAGUGAAGUCAUAUUGGUUCAAGGUUCUGAUCAUUUCUGCCAAAUUCAACUGCCAAGUCCGUGAGUUCAGCCACAUCCAGAAGGAGUUCAGCCAAGUUCAUUAUUCUAAUUUAAAUUCCAUUAAUAAUGAAUUGAUCAUUUCUAGCUUUUAAUAGAGAACACAUUGUUUAAUGAAUUGAUCACUAUAAACAUUUACGUAUAGCUAUCUAAACCGACUUUCCUACACGACAAGCUUAAUAUGCAGUGCAUAUUUGCCAUAAGUACCUUUCAAGCCAACAUUGUGAUCCAGUUUAGGUUACUGCAUGCCCUUUGAAUUAUUUAACUAUCGCUAUCUGAUGUGAACCUUUCCAGCCCUGUGGUGCCACAAAAUAGUUACCUAAGAGCUGGAAGUGGACCAGUGUUAAACUGAAGAGGCUUAUAUCUAAGUUUAUGCAAUUUAUUGUUUUCUAACAGUGAUGUAGAAAGGAUAGCAGGUGCCUGGAAUAUCCCUACAGUGGAAGUCUAUACAAAGGGCAGUAGAUACAUGGAAUAGACUUCCAGUGGAAGCAGUAAAGGUUAACAGUUAUAAAGAGGGGGUAGAAGAUAACUUGACUCCUUCCAAUAGGGGGCAGUAAAGGACAGCACAGUGAUAUAGAAAGGGCUGUGGAUACUUAAAAUUACCUUCCAGUAGACGUAACGUAUAUAAGCGAUAUGGAGGUGGUAGUUGAUAGGUUUAAUGACCUGAUUAAUAAUUUGCGUUACAAAAACAAUAAAGCUGUGUAUUAUUUUACAGGAUAUUUCUUUGAGCCAACCAUUUUCACUGAUGUCAUGGAUGAGAUGUACAUAGCAAAGGAGGAGUCCUUUGGGCCCGUUAUGAUAAUAUCCAAGUUUAAUGAUGGGUAAGAGAAACUCUGUCAUUAAUGAACCAUUGCCUGGAAUUAAAACGAGCCCAUUCUUUAAAGAAACAUUAUAUCACUAGGAAUACAAACCUAUAUUCCUAAUGCUAUAGUGUACCUCUCCGUAUCUAGAGUAUUUUUGCCUCCCCUCAGUUUGCCAGUCAUCAAGGAGGCAUAGGUACCUGUACCAGUGGCCAAUCCAAUGUUGAUGCACAUGCGCAUUAGUACUCCGUAUGACAGCCACUAGAGGCCUGAUUAACCCUUUAAGGUAAACAUAACCUUUUCUUCAAAAUGGCAAAAUUUUAACUUGUAAGGUCAAAGGGUUGCACGCACUCAGUUUGCAGAAUAACCUGCAAAAUAACGUUUUUACUUACCUGGAAUCCAGCACUUAGAGAAGCCUGUGAUUGGACUAUUUUGCCGGCUCAGAGCAUAUGCACACAAACUGAUCCAGCAAGGGGAGGGGAAGGCUUCUCUUUGAGCACUGGGCUCAAAUGACAUAAGAUAGAUUGACAGAAGACUAGUAAAAUAUACCCGCAUUGGCAUUGGGAGACAUUAAGGCACAUGUGCUGGAGGUGCAACUAGCCCUCAACACGCAAUUAAAAUUAACUCUGCAAGCUCACUGCACAUACUGACCCAUAUCACCAUGCCCACUUUAAAUCACUGAAGUGGUCAUCAUGGUUGGAGUAAUCCUUUGAAUAUAUGAGACCGCUGCAUCCAGACAACUUCAUUGAACUUAGUUGUCCUUUAAUAAACAUUUUAUAUUUAUUGAGAGACAUAUAAUCAUCUGAACUCGCGGAAGCAGUGAUGACUGACCUUAAAGUGUACCUGUUAUUUUAUACACAAAGAAAAAAAAUAUAGUACAAUAAUAUUAGACGUGUGCCUGCUUUGCACUUUGUCACAAUUUAGGUGGGUCAUCCGAAUUCCGUAACUCUUACCUUAUUAUACGAUAUGGACUUAUAACCGAAUAAAUAACUCACACAAUGGAUGAGCAAUAUUCAGUCGAUAUGUGAUUGGGAGUUCUAUCUGUAACUUCAAAAAAAAGAGAUGAUUAAUGGGAAAAAAGAGAACUGAUGGUUAGGGGGCAGCCACUAAAUGUUGAUUUUAUUCACAGAUCAAGUGAGAAGUGACCAAUAGAGGGAGGUAGAGGGGAGGAGAAGCAGUACACAAAAAUCUCUAUAUAGUAUAUAUAUAUAUAUAUAUAUAUAUAUGGAUAAAAUAUAUAUUGCAGAAAAUGUACCUAUAUGGAUAAAAUAUAUUGCAGAAAAAUGUACCUAUCGCUGUACUGUAUAAUAUUUAUAUUCUGUACAUAUUUUACAGUAUACUGCUUGGCCCAAAUCAUUUUCCUGAAUAUGUUUGAAUGGCCGACUAUCAGCCACAUUUUUCAGCACAAGUCAUAGAUCUCUAGGAUGUGUUUGUGAAUUCACCAUGUCUACAUUUCCCAAUCAAACUGCACAAUGGUGGAGUAAUGAAAAUGACAUAGAUAUGAAGAUUUAGCUCCAAACCAGAGAACUUCAUAGAACUUGCAAUGCAGAUCACCACAAUGACUAAAGAUUGGGAAAUGCUGUUGAUUAUAGUUGCCCUGUGUGUGUUGAUGUUCACUGGUUUAUGUGAAUAAGGUAGUGAAUAUUUCUGUUUUAGUGAUGUUGAUGGCGUACUGAAGCGGGCAAACGACACAGAGUUCGGCCUGGCAUCAGGCGUGUUCACAAAGGAUAUCAGCAAAGCUUUGUACGUGAGUGAAAAGCUGCAGGCAGGGACAGUUUUUGUGAAUACGUACAAUAAGACAGAUGUGGCGUCUCCAUUCGGGGGCUUCAAGCAGUCUGGAUUUGGAAAGGACUUGGGUAAGAAUCCAUGUUGUUAAGUAACUUGCUACUCCCACUGGGCGUGUUUGGGAUGGUAUAUCACAUGCCCUCUGAGCAGUCACAGUGUGCAUGCAAUAAAGCCCGCAAAACGUCAUAAUACACCCUCUUGUUUCUGUAAAGGACAUUGGCAUGCCCCCUGUCACGGCCCUAACCUCUUCCAAAUUAGAGUUAAAGGGACACUAUAGUCACCAGAACAGGUUAAUGUAGUUGUUCUGUUGAGUAUAGUCAGUCUCUGCAGGCAUUUUGCUGUAAGCACUGCCUUUUCAGAGAAAAGGACGUUUUUACAUUACAGCGUAGGGACACCUCCUGAGGCCAUGCCACAGAUGGCCACUAGAGGUGCUUCCUGGGACAGUACUGCACAGUGUGACUGACAUUCAGUGUCUCCUACUUCUGCAUGCAGACAGUGAACUUUUCUCAUAGAAAUGCAUUGAUGCAUUGCAUCUCUAUGAGGAGAUGCUGAUUGGCCAGGGUGGUGUUGGCUCCGCCACCGGCCCACCUCCUUUGCUGAGAUCAUCAGAAUUGACAAUCUCAGGCAAUCCAGUGCUUUCCUAUGGGAAAGCAAUGUGAUUGGCUGAGAUCAUCACUUCUGAUAAUGUCAGGCAAGGAGGCAGGUCAGGGGCAAAGCCCAUACCAGCCGACUGGAAUAAAGGUAAGAUUUCACUAUAUUUAAGUGGCAAGAUUGGGCCAGCGAAGCAAGAUAGCUGGUUAUUUUAACACUAUAGUGUCAGGAAUACAUGUUUGUGUUUCUGACCCUAUUGUGUUCCUUUAAUACAAAUUGAAUGGCAUGCAAUUCCCACCCUUUUGGGGCUUAUGUAACCUAUUUUUAGUUUUUCUUUUCCUAAUUUCAUUGAGAUUAUGGGAUAUGACAAGUGUAGGUGAAUAAAAGCAAACAACAAAAAAAAACCUUUUUGAAGACAUGAUUUAAAUGGAUCUCUCACUCAGUACAUCAGUUUGAACACAGUCUUAUAAAACAAUAUUUCAGAGCUCCAAGUUACAUACAUUUUUGCGUUUUUAUAUUUGCCAUAUAAACAUGUAUAUGCCCAUUACAUGCCAAGGUAUUUGGUCAGUUACAGUCACUCAAGGUGACCUAAGGAGAGACUUUCGUAUGUAAUGUAAAGGAGGAAUUCGGCACAUUCAAUCUAAAAUGGAGCAUUCCUCUCUAUAGACACUCACAACCUUUGCUAGUUUUUCGAGCUGUUCACUUAGGCUAAAAGCAGCCUUCCUGAUUACCUGUCAUGAUCUUGAGCAGGUCAGAGAGGAGACUUUUAUGCCAGGGUUGACUACAGGUACUUUGUGUUCUUAGACAUAGUAUGAACAGGAUAUCCUAUAUUAGAAAUUAUAGGAAAGAGACAGAGAGAAAAAACAGAAAUAAAGGGGCUUAGGCAAUAUGAACUAAAUAGAUUAUAAACAGGAAUGAAAGUAAAUAAUAAGAAAGCCUAUAGAUCAAAGUAUAGGUUAAAAUAGAAGGACAAAUAAAACAGAACAAAUAGGUUACAGGAUUACAGGAAAAGGAGAAAUUUGGUUAAUCAACCCCCAAUUAGGAGUAUUGAUCAAGCAGGAAAAUAACACCAUAUAAUAUUACUUUGAGACAGAGUCCAGGUUGGUAUGGAGCAGAGAAGUUGUAUGGAUCAGGCUGGUAGAAAUCAGGCGGGUAAGAUAAAGCGUAGUUCAGGCUGGUAUUGAGCAGGGUUGGAAGUAAGCAGGAAGGAUUGAGGAGUAGUUCAGGUUGGUAUUGCGCAGGUUUGGAAGUAAGUAAGAUUAAAGCAAAGUUCACAGGAGCCAGGAUCUGAAGUGUUUCAGGAUGAACAUAAACGUCAAAGUAAAGGCCAUGUGGUGAGUUGGGUGUAGCUGUUUGUAGGUUGCUCAAUUAGUCCAGGCAGGUGAGGAUUACAAGGUAAGUUUUUAGAGCUAGAGGCAAGGGAGACCACUAGUGGUCAAACAUAAUCAGUGCAGUAACUUGGUUUUAAAGGAACAGAAAAAAAAAAACGGAACAAAAAGUCUUGUUCGUCAGGAUAAGAUCCUGACAUUACCCCUCGUGAUUGGCACAGAAUGUGCAUGUUUCUGAAAAGGUAUAGGAUGCUUUAUCUCCUUUUGAAAUGCUGAUAAUAGAAAAAAUGUUUUGCAACAACAUAAAAAAUGUAGUUCUGCAUUCUGAAAACAUGUACUGUGAGUUUGAAUUCCCCACUGUCUGUAUUUAUUCAAAAUGUUUAGUAGUUUGCACUAGGGGGCGCAAGCUAUUUUAGGAAAAAAUGACAAAUGGUUUUAAGAUGAAUAAAGUGUAAUUUAUUACGUGCAUACAUUGUACCUUAAAGCAGCACUGUCAUGUGUAGGGUCUUUGCAUUUUUGUCUCAGAUACAUGUCACUAAAGUGAAUAUAUGUGCCCUGACCCCUUUCCAUUUCUCUUACAGGGCAGGAAGCCUUGAAUGAAUAUUUAAAGACCAAAGCUGUCACAAUUGAGUACUAG
Pelobates cultripes (western spadefoot toad) is the source of this 31279-nucleotide messenger RNA. NCBI's taxonomy places the organism in Eukaryota, Metazoa, Chordata, Amphibia, Anura, Pelobatidae. The record is from the annotation of a GenBank genome assembly.